AGAGUUCAGAUCUCAGUGUGCAGUGUAACAGAGCGGAUCUUUAGUUCUGGGUUUGAAUAUUAUCAUUAAUAAUGAGUGUUAAUUUCAGUCAGUGUAAUUCAGUGUUAAUCACUGGAGGGAACAGAGGACUGGGACUCCAAAUCAUCAAACAUCUAGUGAGCAUCACUGACAGACCCAAAAAAAUCAUCUCAACCGCCCGAAACCCUGCAGCAGCUCAGGAGCUGCAGAAACUCGCUCAGUCUCAUUCUGAGGUUUAUAUUUUACCUUUAGAUGUCGUUAACGAGGCGAGUAUCGAAGCUGCUGUAAAGGAAGUGGCGUCCAUCGUGGGUCCGGCGGGGCUGACCUGUCUGAUCAACAAUGCAGGAAUGGCCAUUCAUGAUGACAUAAACACUAUGACGCGUGACACUAUGCUAACCACGUUCCAGUGUAACGCGGCCGCUCCGCUCUUCAUCACUAAGGCGUUCUUGCCGCUGUUGCGAGCGGCUGCAGCAUCAGUCGGUGUUGGCAGCAAGAUGGGGGUGCACCGAUCCGCCGUCAUCAACAUGUCCUCCAUUUUUGGCUCCAUCCAGGAGAACAGCGGUGGAGGAGAGUUUGCCCAGUUUAGAGUCUGCUCAUACCGAGUGUCCAAGACGGCCCUGAACAUGGCGACGAGGUGUUUAGCGAUCGAGCUGCAGUCGGACGGGAUCCUGUGUGUGGCCGUUCAUCCCGGCUGGGUGAGCACCGAUAUGGGAGGAGAGCAGGCACCCUUGACUCCGGAGGAGAGCAUCUCGUCCCUGCUGGCCGUCAUCUCUAAAAUGAGUGAGAAGGAUCACGGGGAAUUUUUGGAUUAUGAAGGGAAUCGGGUCGCCUGGUGAAUUUUACAGUCAGCGGGCGGAUGAAUGAAUUGGUUUUCUGAAACACUGGGUUAGGUUAUGAUUAUUCAUUCAUCCUGGAGAUUUGGAGAUAUUUGUGUGGUGGGUUCAAUAACUUAGAUAUUAAAUAAUAUUACAGAGACACAGAAAAUCCUGGUUUGUGAUUGGCUGGCAGGGUUGACGGGUGCAAUCGUUUUUUAUAUAACAGGGCAGCAAUAAAAUAGAUCCAAUCAAAAGUCUAAUCAUGGUUUUAAAUCAGUCUGAUGAAAAUAUAAAUGUUAGUCAUUACCACUGAUGGUCUGUAACUCUAAUCUGACCACAUUUUUCAGUAACGAGUAAUCUAACGCGAUACUAUUUCCAAUCCAGUAAUCAGAUUAAAGUUACUUAUCCAAGUUA
Trichomycterus rosablanca is the source of this 1247-nucleotide messenger RNA. RefSeq names its product C-signal-like. Gene Ontology annotation, molecular function: oxidoreductase activity. Lineage: Eukaryota; Metazoa; Chordata; Actinopteri; Siluriformes; Trichomycteridae. Bases 72 to 854 code for a protein of 260 amino acids. The record is from RefSeq and is a predicted model, not a curated record. Gene Ontology annotation, cellular component: cytoplasm. The transcript is spliced from 6 exons.